Delphinapterus leucas (beluga whale) is the source of this 2213-nucleotide messenger RNA. It is a transcript of the gene HOXD3, whose product is annotated as homeobox D3. Lineage: Eukaryota; Metazoa; Chordata; Mammalia; Artiodactyla; Monodontidae. Gene Ontology annotation, cellular component: nucleus. Gene Ontology annotation, molecular function: DNA-binding transcription factor activity, RNA polymerase II-specific; RNA polymerase II cis-regulatory region sequence-specific DNA binding. The record is from RefSeq and is a predicted model, not a curated record. Gene Ontology annotation, biological process: regulation of transcription by RNA polymerase II; anterior/posterior pattern specification; embryonic skeletal system morphogenesis.
CUGGAGCCUGGAGCUGCCCCAGCUCUCUCAGGAUUUGGCAGACAUUGGAGGUGGUGGUGAAGGAGACAGUGGUGGUCAAUGUUAUUUGAGCAGGGUCAGCAGGCCCCGGAGCUUCCUGAGUACACGAUGCAGAAGGCUGCUUACUAUGAAAGUCCAGGACUCUUCGGAGGCUAUGGCUACAGCAAAGCUGCUGACACUUAUGGCUAUAGUGCCCCCCAUCAGCCUUAUCCACCCCCUGCUGCUGCCAACUCCCUGGACACUGAUUACCCGGGCUCUGCCUGCUCCAUCCAGAGCUCUGCACCUCUGCCAGCCCCAGCCCACAAGGGGGCUGAACUCAAUGGAAGCUGCAUGAGGCCUGGCGCUGGGAACAGUCAGGGAGGUGGGGGUGGCAGCCAGCCUCCUGGUCUGAACUCAGAGCAGCAGCCACCACCGCCCCCUCCUCCCCCACCAGCCCUGCCCCCAUCCUCGCCCACCAACCCUGGAGGUGGAGCACCUGCCAAGAAGGCCAAGGGUGGGCCCACUGCUUCUGGCUCCUCAGCCACCAUCAGCAAGCAGAUCUUUCCCUGGAUGAAAGAGUCCCGACAGAACUCCAAGCAGAAGAACAGCUGUGCCACUGCAGGAGAGAGCUGCGAGGACAAGAGCCCACCGGGCCCAGCGUCCAAGCGGGUGCGCACGGCGUACACAAGUGCACAGCUGGUGGAGCUGGAGAAGGAAUUCCACUUCAACCGCUACUUGUGCCGGCCACGCCGCGUGGAGAUGGCCAACCUGCUGAACCUCACCGAGCGGCAGAUCAAGAUCUGGUUCCAGAACCGGCGCAUGAAGUACAAGAAGGACCAGAAGGCCAAGGGUAUCCUGCACUCGCCGGUCGGUCAGUCCCCGGAGCGCAGCCCGCCGCUCGGCGGCGCCGCGGGCCACGUGGCCUACUCGGGCCAGCUGCCACCCGUGCCCGGCUUGGCCUACGACGCGCCUUCGCCGCCCGCCUUCGCCAAAUCUCAGCCCAACAUGUACGGCCUGGCUGCCUACACGGCGCCGCUCAGCAGCUGCCUGCCGCAGCAGAAGCGCUACGCGGCGCCCGAAUUCGAGCCCCACGCCAUGGCGAGCAACGGCGGCGGCUUCGCCAGCGCCAACCUGCAGGGCAGCCCGGUGUACGUGGGCGGCAACUUCGUCGACUCCAUGGCGCCCGCAUCCGGGCCCGUCUUCAACCUGGGCCACCUCUCGCACCCAUCUUCAGCCAGCGUGGACUACAGUUGCGCCGCGCAGAUUCCCGGCAAUCACCACCACGGACCGUGUGACCCUCAUCCCACCUACACAGAUCUCUCGGCCCACCACUCGUCUCAGGGACGCCUGGCCGAGGCCCCCAAACUGACGCAUCUGUAGCGGCGGCCACCGGCCCGAACUCGCGGCGCGAUUACCUCUUUUGCUUGGGUGGCGGGGGGUGGCGGGCGGGGCCCGCGGGGCAGCUCGGUGACCCCCGCCCUCGCUCUGGCCCGGUCGCUGUCUUCCGGUCUCGGGCCAACAGCGGCCGAGGCGCAGGCGUCUGGGCCUCCUCUCCAGGCUCGCCCUGCUUUGGGUGACUCGCCAUAAAUCAGCCGCAAGGAUUCUCCUCUGUAAGCCUGACAGUGCCACAUAACUGCGGACCGAGGGACUCUAAUCUGGUAAUGGUGUCCCGAAGGUAAGUCUGAGAUCCAUCGGCGACGCGCCCUGCAGAGGGUCCAGAACCCGGAGAGUCCGGGCAUGGCCCGCGUCUAGUUUAGUUGCGGAGACCUUAAUUUAUAUGCUUCUUCCCGUCCCGUAAAGAUUGCAUCGGACUCAACGAUCUGUAUUUAUUAUUUGAAGCGAGUCAUUUCGUUUUCCUGAUUAUUUAUCCUCGUCUUAAUGUAUUUAUGUGUAUAUCUGUAGAAUUCUCCAGCCGAGCUUAGGAACGCGCUCCCAGGCCGCGGGGGCCACAUUUCACCUCUUUAGUCCCCUUGGUCUGAACUAGUUGAGAGAGUAGUUUUGAACAGUUGUAACCGUGGCUGGUGUGUGUAGUUGAUGUAAAGGAUUAAGACCGCAAAUUGUCCUUCACGGGUAGAGUCAGGCGGCCCCAUGGCGUGGCAUGACACCCGUUAUUCUCUUCCCAAUAGCCACAGCCCUCGCCACUCGACACAGUUUAUUGAUUUCAAAUUGUCUGGUACUAUUUGAACAAAUAUUUAGAAUAAAAAAUUUUCUCAGUC